AUUAGCAGUUAGUCUCGGGCUCGUUGGCCGUCUUUGCUGGGGCAGCUACCUAGCAGACGCAUGGCACACGUCGACCGGCCACGGAGCCGCGCCGUGCUCGCGGUCGCCGUCGCCGUCGCCGCCGCGGCGCUCCUCCUUUUUGCCGCAGCGGGCGUCCCGCGUGCGGCCGGCCAGACGACGACGACAGCGGUGGUGGAUCUGGACAGCUGGGCCGAUCGCGGCGCGGCGUGCACGGGCGCGGUGGAGGCGUGCGGCGGCAUCGGCGCGACGGCCAGGAGGGAGCUGGGUUCCGGCGGGUACAUCAGCUACGACGCCAUGAGCCGCGGGCGCGUGCCGUGCUCGUACCGCGGCGCGUCCUACUACAACUGCCGGCCGGGCGCGCCGGCCAACCCUUACUCCCGCGGCUGCUCCGCCAUCACCCGCUGCAGAGGCUAGGGCAGCGAGCGAUGACCAUCCCCCUCCCCCUCCCCCCGGCCACGCAUAUGAUCUGCUCUGGUGGUUUUGUGUUCUGUAGUUAGCUGGGCUUUUGAGAGGUUGGUUGUUGAUCAGCUGACAUAGAGCAAGCUGCAUCUUGCUCUAUGAUUUUGUAAUUGGCAUUGGAAAAAGGGAACAUGUGUGGAUCAAGAACUCCUGGUCCAUUAUUA
Zea mays is the source of this 644-nucleotide messenger RNA. RefSeq names its product RALFL33. The record is from RefSeq and is marked validated. The transcript has a single exon. Lineage: Eukaryota; Viridiplantae; Streptophyta; Magnoliopsida; Poales; Poaceae. Bases 61 to 435 code for a protein of 124 amino acids. Gene Ontology annotation, cellular component: plasmodesma. Gene Ontology annotation, biological process: calcium-mediated signaling.